UAAAAAACCAUAAUAAACAGUGAGAAAUAAAGAAAGAAGAUGUCCUGUAAUGAGGCAGAAAAAUCCUUGCUUUCAUCUGAAACAUCUGUGCAAAUCCCAGAAGCCUUAAAUCUUGCUCACAAGCUCUCUCCUUGAGGCAAUUUUUCUUGGAGUCAGCAGCCAAUUCUAGGAAUCGGCGUACAUUUGGGGAAUAAACAGCUCUUGUAGUUAGAAACCAAUUCUAGAUGGACGAGCCUGGUCCAUUGGAGCUUCUGAAUCAAUUAGAGGGCAUAUUGGAGUCUGAUCCUCUAAUUGAUGAAAUAGGGUUCAUUCACCCAUCCCAAUUUUCUGCAUUAAAUGAGGAUAUUGGGACUCCUUCAACAUCUGUUGGUUCUGUGCCAAAGUCAAGUUUUGAGACAAUUUUCUGGGCUAGGGAUCAUAAGCUGGGCAUCUCAACUAGGGUUCUCUUUCCGCUUUAUGUUGCGGCUAAAAAUGCAUUUGUGGAUGCAUAUAAAAGUUAUAAAGUGUACCAUAGCAUUUACAACGAGAGAGAUGAUAAAAGUGCUUCAACUUGUCCCUCAUCUUCUCCACUUAGUCUCGAAAGUGAAUUGAUGAAGCACAGCAGGGCACUUUUGCUUCUAAGUAGUGAUUUUGGCUCAGCGUGGAAUUCCAGGAAGCUAGUUUUGUCAAAGAAGCAGUCUUUGUCCAUGUUCAUGAAUGAGCUUAUCUUUUCAGCUGCGGUUCUCUCGCAUUCACCUAAAAGUGAACAAACGUGGAGCCAAAGGAGGUGGGUGAUCAAGAUGAUUGCUGGAAAUUGUUCAAAUCUGCAAGAGAUUAUGGAAAGAGAAUCCGAGUUAGUGAAAAAACUGGCUGAGAGAUCAAAAAUGAACUAUCGUGCAUGGAAUCACCGUUGCUGGUUAGUUUCCUACAUGUCAGCGGAACAGGUGCUGCAGGAGUUUGACAAGUCACGGCACUGGGCUGUGCUCCAUGUUGCUGAUAAUUCUUGCUUUCAUUACCGUGCGCGGUUGAUGCUUCGUCUGUUUGAAGAAUCACAGCAUAACAAGGGUCGAGAUGCUAGCUUUCAUCCAGAACUUCAUGAAUUGUUGAAGGAUGAGUUCAACUGGGUGGAGAAGCUGAUAAAACGUUAUGUGGGGAGAGAGGCAUUGUGGCUUCAUCGCCGUUUCCUCUUGACAUGCUGGAUAAGAUAUUUUGCAUGCGGUGAUGAUGAUAGAUCCUUGUCUUCUAACCAGAGAAACAUUAGGACAGUUGACAUUGACAUACUUAUAGAUAAUGAAUUAGAACUAUUCCGUUCCUGCACAAAUGUAUAUGAUAGUGACUUUGAGGACUAUCAAGCUCAAGCAACCUUUGCUGCAACUUAUAUGAUGUGGCUCAAAAAGCAACUAUCGAUGACUCUGGCAAUUGAUAUUCAAAAGGUGGAAACGAGCAGAUUGAAGUCAGUCCUAACUAAUGUAUACCCAGAAAAGAGCUUCCUUUGGAAUUCUUUGCUUGAAUAAGAGAAGAUGAGGAAAUUAUAGCAUCGUUGUUGUCUCUACUUCAUGGAUUUAGAAUCCUGGUGUUGCUUCAUAUUUGUUUCAACUUGAUGUUAUUUGUACUUUUUCUCUCCAAACCACACCGUGCUCUAGCGAAAUUCGAUUAACAAACAAUCAAUCGAUCAAAUGCAAUUUCAUCCAA
This is a messenger RNA of Nicotiana tabacum (common tobacco), 1671 nucleotides long. RefSeq lists its product as uncharacterized. Gene Ontology annotation, molecular function: CAAX-protein geranylgeranyltransferase activity; protein farnesyltransferase activity. Lineage: Eukaryota; Viridiplantae; Streptophyta; Magnoliopsida; Solanales; Solanaceae. Gene Ontology annotation, cellular component: protein farnesyltransferase complex; CAAX-protein geranylgeranyltransferase complex; cytoplasm. Gene Ontology annotation, biological process: protein geranylgeranylation; protein farnesylation. The record is from RefSeq and is a predicted model, not a curated record.